UUAAAAAAACAAAACUGUAAAUGCACUUGAAAAAAAGCUAGUAAUAAGAUAAAUAACAAUGAAUACAGAAUAACGAGUAUAAUACACAACAUGAAUAGGCUAUACAAGAAAAUGCAUGUACACAAAUAUGUUCCAUGUAAUACAUUUAAAAAAUGCCCGUUAACAUCUUGACUACACUAAUUAAAAGUGCAUCAUCAAUUUUUUUUUUUUUUUGUGUGUGUACUUAAGUUUAAAACAUGUAACGUCUCAAUUCACUUGUUAAGUCUGAUGUUUCUGGGUCCAGAGCUCCAUCAGAUGUCAAAAGCAAACAAAAAACAGUGCUAAUAUACACUCACAGUGUGCUGUAUACCAAAAUCUCAGAUGGUCAGUUAUUCAGCUUUUUUAAAUCAUUAAAAUAUUGAUGUACUAAACUGAGGGCCAGUGAUUAAUAUGUUCAUUCAUUCUUUGUACGUGUAAUGGUUAAUUUGCUCGUGUUAUUUAGUCAGGCAUCAGUCACUCGCCUAUAGUUAGGACCCAGAAGGUGGAAAGGACCCGUAUGCUGACGCAGUUUAGAAUUCAUUUAUUAUCGUCUUUAUUAUUGCUGCCGCGAGACGAUACUAACGGUGAUGAUAAUGCCGUUCUGCCGCGAUACUGAGUAAUCGCAUGUGUGCGUGCAUCAAAGAAACCACACUUUAUUAAAGACUGUUCAAGUUUGCAAUGGGUGGUCUAUGAGUGGUGUGUGCAUCUAGCUCCUUCUAAAUGGACAACACUUAAUUGUUCUGAUCGGACACUAUUUGGUGGUUGCCACCGGGUAUUAAUUGGCACCUAAGAGCCGAACAAUUCUUUACAUGGUCCUUCGAGCCGGAUUGGGCAACUUCUGAAUUAAUAUAAUGUCCAUACAUAGUGAGGAGAAUAGAGAUGUUACAGUUCGCUCACGUCGCCGAACGCAGAUGCCAAGGUAUCUUGAAGAUUAUGAGGUGGAUUAUGUACCAGAGCAGCGAUCAGCACACACACCCUCAAACCACUCCAAUGAAGGAGAACAGCUAAUAGGGGCUACAGGAGGUCCAUUACCACCUCACAACACCCUGGUUGCUGGCAUUGAUCACUUUCCUGCCUAUGAAGGGAAUCCACACUUCUCUCCUGAAGCACUGCAGAUGCGCUUGAAGGAUCUGGAGGAGGAGAACCGUCAGCUCAGACGCAACCUCAGUGAACAGUCUGCACCUCACACUCCAAGGUCAUUGUCUCCAUCUCAACUAUUUUGUUCACCUAGACACUUGACACGCAAUAUGGAGGAUCGAACUUCACCGCCACAUCACAAAGUAACGUCAACAAGAGAUCAAAGAGAUCCACGUUAUGAAAGAGAAAGGUCAGUGAAACACAGUGAGGAUAAUUUGCAUGCAGAACGUCAACGUGACAGAAUUGAUGAGAUCAUUCUUGAGCUUCAGAGGAUGAAAGUGAGUUCCAAGCAAUUCAGAUCAACUUCGCCAUCACCAGAGCGUGCACCCCAGAGGGCCGAGCGUGCUGAUGAAUGCUACCACCAGCCAAGGCAGCUAUCCACACACUAUUACAGCCCUAGCUCCAGGCGACAGAGACCAUUCAUGCCACAUCGUUCGUCAUCGCCACCCAGUCAAGAGAACACUUAUCGUGGUCCAACCCCAACCAUUCCUAACUUUACCAAAGAGGAUCCACGGGAGUUCACCAGGUUAAAAGUAGCUCUUGACAAUCUCCUGCCUGCUGAUGUAACAGAGCGCUUUAAAUUCCAAAUAUUGAUGGAUCACUUGAAGUUUGAAGAAGCAUUGCUCAUUGCUGACUCCUACAGUAACAGCCGGUAUCCUUACAGUCAUACUAUGCAGGCUCUAACAGAACUCUAUGGGCAACCCCAUCAACUUGCACUUAAACGCAUUGCUGUUCUGAUGGAUGGACCCAGCAUAAGAAGUGGUGACACCAGAGCAUUCAGGCUUUUUGCACUGAAGGUACGGGCCCUGGUUGGAAUGCUGGAUCAACUAGGAAGUCCUGGACAUACAGAACUGACUUGUGGGUCUCACGUCUCCCGCCUCCUUGCUAAACUACCUCACGACCUCCGAGCAAACUUUAAGAGGUAUGUCAAUCCACUCAAGACACCUAUUCCUACCUUGACUGAAUUUGCAGAGUGGCUGGAGUAUGAGGUGAGGGUGCAGGAAGACGGUACUCAGUUCAGUAUUGACUCCAGUAGAGAGAGACAGAGUUUCCGCAAAGACCAGCAAAGAGUGCCAAAAUUAUCACACAAAUCUACUGCCAUCUUCCAUGGAAGCGAGCAAAGUCCAGUUUCCAAGACCGAAUCGGUUCGCCAGAAAACAGUGUCUGAGGUGAGAACACUAGAGAAACCAAAGAAAUACUGCCCCUUUUGUAAUACAACUCAACACUAUCUAAAUCAGUGUUCAAACUUCAAGCUACUGACCAAAGAGCAGAUUGUGACUUGGAUCAGAUCCAAUCAGAGAUGCUGGAAAUGUGGGCGUGAUCAUCAAGCAGGUCAGUGUACUCUAAAGGCAAAAUGCAAGAAGUGUCAAAGGAGACAUUUAGAAAUUCUGCAUGAGGCCAACAAUGAAACAAGUACUACUAAUAUCAAAGAAAGAGGAGAGAUCACCCAGUCCACCAGCACCACAAUAGAAACUCUAUACGUCAAUCGACCAACUGGAAGCAGUAGAGUGUUACUGAAAUUGUGCAGAGUCAUCAUACGCAAUGGAGACUUUUCACUUGAUACAUAUGCACUGCUAGAUGAUGGUUCAGAGCGCACCAUACUUCUCCAUGAGGCAGCUCAGCAACUCAACCUCCACGGUAAGCCUGAAGACCUGUCUCUUCGCACAGUGCGCCAAGACGUCCGCAUUAUUCAUGGCUCCACCGUAUCAUUCUCAGUGAGUCCUGCGACACAACCAGAUCGCAACUUUGCAAUCAAGAGAGCCUUUACAGCUGAGGAGCUUGGAUUAGCACCUCAUUCCUACCCAAUUGAAACACUCCAAAAGAGAUAUCGCCAUCUCAGAGGCCUACCUCUUCAGUCAAUUGACCAUGCACGGCCAUUAUUACUCAUUGGGUCAGAUUACCCACAACUGAUCACCCCCGUUGAGCCAGUUCGGUUGGGACCCCCUGGAGGUCCAGCAGCUGUGAAAACUCGUCUGGGAUGGACACUCCAAGGUCCAUCAAAGUUCCUCGAGCACAUCCCACACAUACAACAGUGCUUGUUCACAGCUGUAAGCCUUGCGCCCAAUGAUCUGUUCAGUCAAGUUGAGCGGUUGUGGCAGAUGGACAUCUUGCCCUACCAAAAUGAACGGCUUGUGACAAGGUCAAAGCAAGAUGCUGAAGCUAUUCGCUUGCUGGAGGAGAAAACAAUGAGGGUUGAUGUUGAAGGUGUGCAAAGAUAUGCUACCCCCCUCCUAUGGAAAAUCAGUCCUCCACCUCUAGCCGCUCCAAAGGAAGCAGUACUGCCUCAUUUGCGAAGGACUGAAAAUCAACUGGCACAGAGCUCUGAGAAAUCUCAAGUGUACAAGUCUGAGAUGAACAAGCUGCUAGAAGCAGGCUAUGUGAAGAAAAUUCCCCAAUCCACAGCUGUACAGACUCCAGGGUGGUACAUUCCACACCACAUGGUCCAUCACAACGGAAAGCACAGGAUUGUAUUCAAUUGUUCUUUCAACUUCCAAGGGCUGAGCUUAAAUGAAUAUCUUCUUCCUGGGCCAACUCUGGGUGCGACCUUGCUGGGAGUACUUCUCCGUUUCCGUGAGUAUGCAGUAGCCAUUAGCAGCGACAUAAAGGGGAUGUUUCAUCAGGUGCGUCUCCUGCCAGAAGAUAAAGCAUUCUUACGAUUCCUGUGGCGAGAUCUGAAACCAACCAACGCACCUGAUGUCUACCAGUGGUCAGUUUUACCAUUUGGCACCACGUGCAGUCCGUGCUGUGCAACCUUUGCUCUUCGGAAACAUGUUGCUGAUCACAGCCAACCAGACAGUGAGGUACGAGCAUCAGUAGAUCGUUGUUUCUAUGUGGACAACUGGUUGCAAAGUUUUCCCUCUCUUGAGACUGCCAGACAAUUAGUAGAUGAUAUGCGACAUCUGCUGGCCGAGGGUGGAUUUGAACUGCGCCAAUGGGCUACUAACACACCCCAACUGCUACAACACCUACCGCAGCAAAUCAGGUCAGAGAACCAUGAGCUUUGGUUUAGUUCCGACAGGGCCGACCCCCAGGAGCGUACAUUAGGACUUAGGUGGCAAUGUAGAUCCGACACCCUUGGUUAUAAACAUGGUCAUGUCGUAAAAUCUCAGCCCACUAUGCGACACAUAUAUAGCAUCCUUUCCAGUCAGUACGAUCCAUUGGGAUUCAUCACCCCAUUUACCACUAGAGCUAAGAUCAUAGUCCAGAGGCUCUGGGACAAAAAAAGAGAAUGGGAUGACCCUGAAUUGCCCACAGAUCUCAGGAAUGCAUGGCUCACAUGGGAAGAUGAGCUUCCACAACUUUCCUGUGUCACACUGCCCAGAUGCUACACUACAAAGGUAGAUCCCUUGAUCAGCUCAAGAAGUGUGCACACAUUCUGUGAUGCCUCAGAGCGAGCAUACGGUGCUGUAGCCUAUCUCCGCACUGAAGAUAGCAAAGGACAAGUAGAGGUGUCCUUCUUGGCAGCUAGAUCACGAGUAGCUCCAAAGAAGCAGCAGACAAUUCCCCGACUUGAGCUAUGUGCUGCUCUAACUGGAGCACAAUUGGCAGCAGUUCUGAAAACAGAGCUCUCACUAGACAUCAGCAGUUUCAGAUACUGGACUGAUUCUACAACCGUUCUCAACUGGCUUCAAUCAGACUCAUGUCACUUUAAAGUGUUUGUAGGAACUAGAGUUGCGGAGAUUCAAGAGCUAACUGAUUCAAAAUCAUGGGUAUACGUGCACUCACAAGACAACCCUGCCGACGAUAUUACUCGCGGCAUGUCACUGGCUCAGCUAGCCAAACCUACCCGCUGGAAGAAUGGCCCAGAAUUUCUGCAGAAACCUCCAUCAUCUUGGCCCAAACUGCCCAAUCUAGUGCCAGCUGACACUUCAAAAGAACUGCGUAAACCAGUAUCUUUCCAUCUUCUAAUAACUGAGGCUGACCAGCAUUCAGUCAGUGCUUCUCAAUAUGACAACUUUCAAGAGCUUGUAGAUGCAACAGCCAGAACCCUUCACGGGGCGGCCAGUCCCACAGACACUGUCACUGCUGAUACAUAUAAGAAAGCCGAGCUCAGAAUUAUUCAACAGUCUCAGAUGGAUAGUUUUCCUGACGAAUAUGCUCAGCUUCAAGCAGGGAAACCUAUCUCCUCAAACAGUCGUCUAAAGACUUUAUCUCCCGAAUUUGAUUCUGAAACGCAGCUGAUCAGAGUGGGUGGACGACUCCGAAGAUGUCGCUUGCUGAGCCCUGACAUUCUUCACCCAAUUGUCCUAGACCCAAUCCACUCAGUGACUAAACUACUUAUUAGGCAGUACGAUGCACAGCUCCAUCACCCUGGUACUGAAAGGGUCUUUGCUGAAAUUAGAAGACGCUUCUGGAUCUUGAGAGGUCGUCAAGCUAUUCGAUCAAUUCAAUAUCAAUGUACUGAGUGUCAGAGGUGGCGAGGUAAGCCCAACAUACCUAAAAUGGCUGACUUACCCCCUUCCAGUUUAAGACUCUUCCAGCCAGCCUUUUACUCCACGGGCAUGGACUGCUUCGGCCCAUUUACCAUCAAAAUUGGGCGACGAAACGAAAAACGCUGGGGUAUCAUUUAUAAAUGUUUGACCACAAAGGCAGUGUACAUCGACCUUCUCUCUCAAGCCGACACAGAUUCUUUCCUUAUGUCUCUACGCCGAUUCAUCUCCCGUAGGGGAAAGCCUCAUGAGUUGUGCUCUGAUCAGGGUACCAAUUUCAAAGGUGGAGAUCGUGAGCUUAAGGAAUCCUUCAACAAUAUUCACCCUCAGUUGCAAAGAGAACUUGCCAAGCAACAAAUUGAUUUUCAAUACAAUCCACCAAACUCCCCACAUUUCGGAGGAUCCUGGGAAAGGGAAAUCAGAUCUGUUAAAGCUGCACUAUACACCACCAUUGGUGCACAAACUGUCACAGAGGAAGUGCUCAGGACUGUCCUUAUUGAAAUUGAGGGGAUUUUAAAUUCAAAGCCGUUGGGAUAUGUUUCCUCGGAUGUAGCUGAUCCGGACCCAAUAACCCCUAAUUCACUCUUAAUGGGCCGGUCAGACUCUGCCCUGCCUCAGGUAAUUUACCCUGCAUCUGAGCUGCUCAGCCGCAAACGCUGGAGACACAGCCAGAUACUGGCAGACCAGUUCUGGAGCUGUUACCUGCGCAACUACCUACCUGGACUCCAGUCUCGCCAUAAGUGGCAACAAGAGAAAGACAACCUGACAGUAGGGACAGUGGUUAUGAUUGCUGAUCCGCAAUUCCCUAGAGCAUUCUGGCCCAUUGGGACUGUGAAAGCUGUCCAUACCGGAGCUGAUAACAAAGUAAGAGCUGCAGAAAUCCAGGUCAAAGACAGAACCUACAUCAGACCUGUUGUCAGACUGAUUAAACUCCCUUCACUCCCUGAAUGAUUGUGAGUUCUGGCCCAAGAUACAAAUCUGCAAGCACAUUUGGGGGCGGCUGUACUAAACUGAGGGCCAGUGAUUAAUAUGUUCAUUCAUUCUUUGUACGUGUAAUGGUUAAUUUGCUCGUGUUAUUUAGUCAGGCAUCAGUCACUCGCCUAUAGUUAGGACCCAGAAGGUGGAAAGGACCCGUAUGCUGACGCAGUUUAGAAUUCAUUUAUUAUCGUCUUUAUUAUUGCUGCCGCGAGACGAUACUAACGGUGAUGAUAAUGCCGUUCUGCCGCGAUACUGAGUAAUCGCAUGUGUGCGUGCAUCAAAGAAACCACACUUUAUUAAAGACUGUUCAAGUUUGCAAUGGGUGGUCUAUGAGUGGUGUGUGCAUCUAGCUCCUUCUAAAUGGACAACACUUAAUUGUUCUGAUCGGACACUAUUUGGUGGUUGCCACCGGGUAUUAAUUGGCACCUAAGAGCCGAACAAUUCUUUACAAUUGAAGUCUGGGAUGCCAUGAUACUUAAAAAAGUAGUGUACACCUUGACUUUUGAAAAUCUUAGCUUAAAUGUAUGACAUGAAUCAAUAGUGUUCAUAAAUGGCAGUUGAGUAUUUUCACUAGAAACAAGUAGAGGCUUCAACCCAGAAAUAUAUUCCUUAUGUCAAGACAAGUGGAUAAUGUUUUCCCCUAUAACAGUUUAGGUGUAGUCACAUUUGCUGUUCUGCAAAUUUUUACAGGUGAAUUCCAGUCAUUUCAAUAGGAAUUCACAAAAAAAAAUCACUAUGGGUCCAAGCUGGUCACUCAAAAUUCACUGCAUUGACCAACAGAAAGCUGCUUUAAAGUGACUUCUGUGUGAGCUGUGCUUCAUACAUUGCAUCGUGACUCGCUACAUCAUUGACAAUGGACCUUUUUGCCCCGUAAUUUCACUGAAAUUUCGCAAAUGUGACUGCACCUUUGUAACAAAUUAUAAUGGAAUCAAUAUAAAUAAAAUAUUCACAAGGGACAUUUGAGGUAAUUAAUGAGUCAGAAAUGUGAAAAGGUGCAGCAGCUUCAUCUUCUGCCAGGCUUCUUUUUUUCCCUCUUUUCUGGUAGGUGGUCCUCUUGCCACACUGAUUUUCAGGACUACAAGAGGUUUUCAUUCCUGUUCCAACUUUCUGCAUACUAUGCCAAGAUCCCUGCAAAGUACAAAAUUUACUGUUGGUAAUGUCAUUAAAUAGAUAGUUGUGGAAAUCAAAGUAAUUUCCUCACCCUUGUGACAUUCCAAACCUGUUUGACUUGGUGUCUGGAGCCCAAAAGCAGAUCUCAGGCAUAAGGCAACCCCAGUCACCGUUCAUUUUCAUUGCAUGAAACACAAGCAGAAAAAAAAUGUGUAAAUCAUUCACAAAUCCAUUUUUAUGUACACUGGUCUCAUUCAAUUCAAGGUAACAAUUUAUGUAAAAAUGGAUGAGUAUUCUGUUGAGCUCCAAAAAAGUAGGCUACCAUAUAUGAGUCCACGACUGAGUUGUGUCAA
This is a messenger RNA of Megalobrama amblycephala (Wuchang bream), 8026 nucleotides long. RefSeq lists its product as uncharacterized. Gene Ontology annotation, biological process: DNA integration. NCBI's taxonomy places the organism in Eukaryota, Metazoa, Chordata, Actinopteri, Cypriniformes, Xenocyprididae. The record is from RefSeq and is a predicted model, not a curated record. Gene Ontology annotation, molecular function: nucleic acid binding. Bases 870 to 6536 code for a protein of 1888 amino acids. The transcript has 3 exons.